Messenger RNA from Sparassis crispa, 309 nucleotides. RefSeq lists its product as hypothetical. The record is from RefSeq and is a predicted model, not a curated record. The coding region runs from base 1 to 309 and encodes 102 amino acids. NCBI's taxonomy places the organism in Eukaryota, Fungi, Basidiomycota, Agaricomycetes, Polyporales, Sparassidaceae. The transcript has 2 exons.
AUGGCCCAGGCCAUCACCAUGCUUGCAUAUCUGGAAAAGGCAUAUCCUAUGUACACGAUACCGGAUAUUAUGCUUGGCAAGCGCCAGUUCCACGGAAGGACUAUACCAUCGCACUACUGGACGGGGCUUCGGCUGCACAGCGGUUUCGCUCCAAAACAUCCACCAUACGCAGCGUUCCAUCUCCCACAACUCGGACCCCACGAACAGCUAGAGCCUCGUCCGGCGCUUUCCCGUGAUAUCCACCAAGACGUUACACUUGCAUACUGCCAGGUUCUGCUCAGGCGUCCUCUGCGGGCACAGUCGUCCUGA